CCCUUUUAUUUCCUUUUUCUUACUUUUUUUUUGCCCGAACUGGUUAAGCCCUUCCCUUCGGCAGCCAUCGCUGCUUCACAUCGGCGUCGCGGCCUUGGCCAGGGCUCCCGCAAAAGGGAUCGGCCAUGGCGGCGUCUCUCCAGGCCUCGUCCUCCCUCCGCUCGCGCCUCCUCUCAUCCUCAUCCGGUUGGUGUCCGUGGCGCCUCCUCCUCUCCUCCUCCGUCCACUCGGACGCCUCCCAUCAGACCGAAACCCUCGCCUUCGACGAGAUCCAGCUGUCCCCCGAGAAGCAGCCCACCGCCACCGCCUUCGUCCUCCACGGUCUCCUCGGCUCCGGCCGCAACUGGCGCUCCUUCUCGCGCGCCCUCGCCUCCGAACUCCACAACCACACCCCUUCUGACGAGUGGAGGAUGGUACUUGUGGAUUUGAGGAACCACGGCAGGUCGGCCGGGAUCAAGGGGCUCGGCCUGCCCCACGACAUGUCCAGUGCCGCGAAGGACCUCGCCAGUUUGGUGAAGGCCCGUGGCUGGCCAUGGCCGGAUGUUGUUGUGGGUCACUCCAUGGGUGGAAAGGUCGCGCUAGCCUUCGCGGAGAGCUGCUCGCGUGGUGUGUAUGGAGAAUCUGCUGUUCUUCCCAAACAGCUCUGGGUGCUUGAUUCUGUCCCUGGACAAGUAGAAACGGAUAACAGUGAUGGUGAAGUUGAGCAGGUUCUUCAAACGCUAGCAAGUCUUCCUUCUUCGCUUCCCUCACGCAAGUGGGUUGUUGAUCACAUGCUCAGCCUUGGAUUUUCGAAGUCACUUUCAGAUUGGAUUGGCAGCAACUUAAAGAAGGACAAUGAACAUGUGACCUGGGCUUUUGAUCUUCAGGCUGCCAUAGACAUGUUCAAUUCUUAUAGGGAAAGGGACUAUUGGGCACUGCUGGAGAACCCACCAAAGGGUUUGGAGGUUGCAAUAGUACAAGCAGAACGCAGUGAUAGAUGGGACCCUGACGAUGUUCAAAGGCUAAAAGCAUUAUCAAGGAGGGAGUGCAAGCCUGAUACCGGGAAAGUGUCGCUUCACGUUCUUCCCAACUCUGGCCAUUGGGUUCAUAUGGACAAUCCCAAGGGACUACUUGAGAUAAUGGUGCCUAACUUCCUGUCAACUGUUAAAAGUUGAGAAAUAUUGUCAACUGCAGCAUUCUUUUAGUGGGACAUGUCAUGCUUCACAACUGGAAGGAUAACGUUUCUGCUCUGUUGUCGUGAUUGAAUGAGAGCUCUUUGAGCUUUCUUUCUGCACUUUUUCAAAAAACACAUUGCACCUACUGUUGAUAAAAGAGAAAAUAUUAUAAUUCGAUGGUCUCUUUUUGCAA
Molecule: messenger RNA, 1347 nt
Organism: Phragmites australis (common reed)
Lineage: Eukaryota; Viridiplantae; Streptophyta; Magnoliopsida; Poales; Poaceae
Exons: 5
Coding region: 126-1154 (342 amino acids)
Source: RefSeq, a predicted model, not a curated record